AGCUUUUGCAAUUAAACGUAUUGAUCAAACCGCGUACGUAAGACCAGCGCUUAAGGCUACCAUGGCCAUUGCAGAAAGAUUUGAAGCAAAAUUAUCCAUUGUUGUCCUAGGGACGACCUUAGCUUUGCUCUCUUGCGUGGCCGCCACAUCUACGUAUCACCGUCGUAGCCUUAGUGGCGCUGGUUCAAAGGUUUUCGAUGUUACUUCUUAUGGUGCUAAGGCAGAUGGCCAUAAAAAUAAUGUAGAGGCAUUCAUGAAGGCAUGGGUUGCAGCUUGUAAAUCUGGUGGUCCUGCUAAGCUUCUUAUUCCCAAAGGAACAUUUGUGACAGGGCCAGUCGUGUUUGCAGGGCCAUGCAAGGGCUUUAUGACUGUUGAAGUUCAAGGAACUAUUCAAGCAACCACAGAUAUUUCUGAAUACAGUUCUCCCGAAUGGUUUGCCUUCGAAAACCUCAAUGGUCUCCUACUUAAUGGCAGAGGAACUUUCGAUGGCAAAGGUGCCACUGUCUGGAAGUACAAUGACUGCCACGGAAACUCCAACUGCCAACUUCUUCCCUCUUCAAUCAAAUUCUACUUUGUGAACAACGCCGAGAUUCGUGGCAUCACUUCCCUCAAUAGCAAAUCGUUCCACACGCACGUCGUUAACUGCAAAAACUUCACCGCUCAUGACCUCAAUAUAAUUGCUCCAUCUAAUAGCCCCAAUACCGAUGGCAUGCAUAUCAGCAGGUCCAGUCUUGUCACUGUAUCCAACACCAAAAUCGGAACAGGCGAUGAUUGCAUUUCCAUUGGACAAGGGGCAACCCAUGUCACCAUCUCUAAUGUCACUUGUGGCCCCGGACAUGGCAUAAGUGUUGGCAGCCUUGGCAAGUACAAGGACGAGAAGGAUGUGAGCGGGAUUCAUGUGACUCAUUGCACAUUAAAAGAAACCACGAACGGUGUGAGGAUCAAAACCUGGCCUAACUCACCUCCAAGCCAAGCUUCUGACAUCUCUUUCGAAGAUAUAACUAUGGAUUCUGUUAAAAAUCCUAUUGUUAUAGAUCAGAAAUAUGGUUCACAUAAGAGUGCGCCAUCCAGAGUAAAGAUUAGCAACGUUCGUUUCAAGAACAUUAGGGGCACCUCAACUUCACCUGUCGCAGUGUAUUUAGGCUGCAGCUCAGCGGUUCCUUGCACGGAUGUUCAGUUGACCGAUAUUGAUUUGCAAUACAAGCUGGGCCUUAGUGGGAAAGCAAAAUCCAUUUCAUCCUCAUGCUUGAACGCAAAGAUUACUUGUGGGGGCAAACAGAAUCCAGCAGCUUGUGAUACUUAAUUAAUUAGGUUCUUCAACAUCUCUAGCGAGCACCAUAUAUUUUCCUUAAUUCUCUUCGUUUUUUUAUUCUUUCUUUCGUUGUAUUUCUAAAUGUUGUAGUUUACAGAAUUUGUUCUACAAGUGCCUCUCAUGUCAACGCAAGGGCACUCCGAUACUGGAGACAUAUUCCUUCCAAGUUGUGCAAAUUUUAUACAUAUUCAUAAAUGUACGCCAAGUGCAUGCAUUAAUGAUCGAUUACGUUUCUCAAAGGAAAAAUAUUCUAUGUAACUACUGUAACAUACCCAGCUGACACAUUAUACAAUAAAUAGAACCUUUAAUAGAUCGGUAAAUACUCAUAUUUUGAUCUCAAAUUUUGGUCAAGCAA
This is a messenger RNA of Carya illinoinensis, 1667 nucleotides long. RefSeq names its product exopolygalacturonase-like. Gene Ontology annotation, molecular function: polygalacturonase activity. The coding region runs from base 62 to 1303 and encodes 413 amino acids. Gene Ontology annotation, biological process: carbohydrate metabolic process. NCBI's taxonomy places the organism in Eukaryota, Viridiplantae, Streptophyta, Magnoliopsida, Fagales, Juglandaceae. The transcript has 5 exons. The record is from RefSeq and is a predicted model, not a curated record.